Messenger RNA from Drosophila subobscura, 1902 nucleotides. It is a transcript of the gene Ir75a, whose product is annotated as ionotropic receptor 75a. Gene Ontology annotation, molecular function: ligand-gated monoatomic ion channel activity. Gene Ontology annotation, cellular component: membrane. Lineage: Eukaryota; Metazoa; Arthropoda; Insecta; Diptera; Drosophilidae. The record is from RefSeq and is a predicted model, not a curated record.
AUGCAGCUGCAAGUGCAAUUGGCCAACUUUCUAAUGGACAAUCUGGUCCAGUCGCGCAUCGGUUUUAUUCUAUUUUUUCACUGCUGGCAGCCAGAUGAAAUUCGUGACUUUGCCCAGCAGUUCAUGAAGCCCCUCCAUCCGCACCUCAUCUACCAUCAGUUUCAGCAAAUGCACGAAGUUCGGGACUGGCAGGAUCUGGAGUUGCGUUUCCUGGACCAUUUGCAGCCCACACUGGCCAUAUAUGUGGACAUGAAGUGUCACAAGGCAGCAGCAUUGCUAGAGGAGGCCAGUCGGGAGCAGCUUUACAAUCAGCAUUACCAUUGGCUGCUGCAUGGGAACGUUUCGGAGAUGGAUUUCUAUAAUUUCUUUGCUCCCUUCAACAUUUCCAUCGAUGCCGAUGUCAGCUACCUGAAGGAGGAACCUGAAUAUACGUACAACAAUGCCUCUGUGGUCUAUGCCACUUUCGAUGUCUACAGCAAUGGGAAGAUCAUUGGCGGACAGCUGAAUAUGACAGCUAACUAUGCCAUGGGCUGUGACCUCAGUGGGUGCGAGAGGAAGCGAUACCUGAGCACAUUGCACCUGCGUUCCAAGUAUCGCCACAGGGAACAGCUCACGGAUGUGGUACUCAGAGUGGCUACAGUGGUGACCCAACGUCCACUCUCCUGCCCGGAUGAUCAACUGAUCCUCUUUCUGAGUCAGGAGAACGACACACACAUCGACUCUUUAGCCCGUUUUGGAUUCCACUUGACGCUGAUCCUUAGGGAUCUGCUGCACUGCCAGAUGAAGUUCAUUUUCUCGGACAGCUGGAGCAAAUCGGAUGUGGUGGGUGGUGCCGUGGGCGCUGUGGUCGACCAAACGGCGGACAUCACAGCCACACCCUCGCUGGCAACGGAGGGGCGGCUCAAGUAUCUGUCGGCCAUCAUUGAGACGGGCUUCUUCCGCUCCGUGUGCAUCUUUCGCACUCCACACAACGCUGGCCUGCGCGGAGAUGUGUUCCUCCAGCCGUUCAGCCCACUCGUGUGGUAUCUGUUCGCUGGAGUUCUGUCCCUGAUUGGACUCUUGCUCUGGGUAACCUUCUACAUGGAGUGCAAGCGCAUGACCUGGGGCUGGCGGCCACUCGACUAUCUACCCUCGCUGCUGAGCACCUUUCUGAUCAGCUUUGGGGCCGCCUGCAUCCAGAGCUCAGCGCUGAUUCCACGCUCCAAUGGGGGGCGUUUGAUCUACUUUGCCCUCUUCCUGAUCAGCUUCAUCAUGUACAACUACUACACAUCUGUGGUGGUGUCCUCGCUGCUGAGUUCGCCGGUCAAGUCCAAGAUCAGAACAAUGCAGCAGCUGGCCGAGAGCCAACUGACAGUGGGCCUGGAGCCAUUACCCUUUACCAAGGCCUAUCUUAAUUACUCCAAACGUCCCGAUAUUCAGCUUUUUAUCAAGCGCAAGAUCGAGUCGCAAUCGCAGAGCCACGAUCUCUGGUUGCCCGCCGAAGAGGGAGUGCUUAGGGUCAGAGACAAUCCGGGCUACGUUUAUGUCUUUGAGACAUCCUCGGGGUAUGCCUAUGUGGAGCGCUUCUUUACGGCCCAGGAGAUCUGUGACCUCAACGAGAUAUUGUUUCGACCCGAACAAUUGUUCUACACGCAUCUGCAUCGCAACUCCACCUACAAGGAGCUGUUUCGCUUGAGACUUUUGCGUGUCCUGGAAACGGGUGUCUAUCGCAAGCAGCGCAGCUACUGGGUCCACAUGAAGCUGCAUUGCGUGGCCCAGAACUUUGUGAUUACCGUCGGCAUGGAGUACGUUGCCCCACUGCUACUCAUGCUGAUCUUUGGCUACAUCCUGGUCGUGUUUAUCCUCUUGCUGGAACUCGCUUGGCAUCGCUAUCUCACCCGGAACAAGCGACUCACCCUUUAA